AGUCUAGCAGUUUUACAGUCCUAGUUUUUUUAUUUCAUUAUAAAAAAUGUCUGCUUUCCGUGUCGCCGACUUAUCAUUCCUUCCAUUGAAAAAUGUGCUCCGACAGAUGUCUAUUGGAGAAUUAAUCAACUUCUCUGUAGACUCUCCGAAACUUCAGCAAUUCAUAAAAUCGAUGAAAAUCCCAACUGGCGGCUUCUCAGUGUUUCUGGGCGCUCACGAUAGAAUGAUCAAAAGCGACCAGCAGCCGUGGGGCUACAGUUUCAAUAAAUCCACAAUUGAAGAUGACCUGACUUUCUUUCAUCACGGACUGAAGCACCUGGAGAAUCUGUUCAAAGUGUCUUUGAACACUUUAUCCUUUGGUUCCUCGUACAUGGCUUAUAAGUUUUUGGAGCAAGAAGAGAAGAUGCCCAGAAGCUGUGAAUACCUGAUUAUCAAUGAGAUUUCCACUGGAUUAGAUGAGUUCUGGCAACAUCAAAAGGAUGAGUUGGUGGAGUCAAUCAGCGUCGAGAAAGGAAUCGUAUUGUCUGGUGAAGCCUGGAGCAACAGUGAUAAGAUCUACAACGUGGACUAUUUGUUUGUGGGCCACUCUGGUAACAUGGCUCUCACGGAUCUUCUCCAGUUCAACAAUCGGAUCGUUUUUCUGGAUCGUGUUUCAACUUCCAACCAGACCAUCCGCAAUUUCCUGCAAGUUCUGAAAAAAUCCAAUAGUCAACUGGAAGUUCUAACGAUUCGAGAUAGUUGGGAAGGAAGUUGGGAUCCAAUUGAAGUACUUGAAGGACUCAACGCGCAGGAAUGGAACCCAGAGCACCGGCCACAAAAGUUCUUCCUCAACUCAUCCCAUUCCAAAAAUCUCUUGAAGAUCCAGCAGCAUUUCUACCCAAAACAGAAGGAUUCAUUGGCAAAUGGAAUUGACUUGGCAGAAGCUUAUGACUUCCUUCGAGAUGAUGGAGUUCGUGUCAGUGUGCUUUUCGGAGAGGCUAAGCUUCAAGUUUUUGUUUGGAGCCAGCGGGAGAAAAAGUUGGAGAGGAAAAGAAGAAGGUCCAGGGGAUUAAGUGAACCAGCUGCCAAAAGAUCUUGUUAGUUGAUGUUUCCUCUGAAUUUUUAGUUUUUAUUGUAAUAUUUCAAUUCAUUCUGUAUGUCAUUAUGUCAUUUCAAACUGUCAUUUUUUUAUAUGCUAAUAAAAUUUUCUAAAUUCUUAAA
Caenorhabditis elegans is the source of this 1200-nucleotide messenger RNA. It is a transcript of the gene sdz-16, whose product is annotated as F-box associated domain-containing protein. The record is from RefSeq and is marked reviewed. Lineage: Eukaryota; Metazoa; Nematoda; Chromadorea; Rhabditida; Rhabditidae. The transcript has 3 exons. Bases 47 to 1081 code for a protein of 344 amino acids.